Messenger RNA from Closterium sp. NIES-67, 457 nucleotides. NCBI's taxonomy places the organism in Eukaryota, Viridiplantae, Streptophyta, Zygnematophyceae, Desmidiales, Closteriaceae. The record is from the annotation of a GenBank genome assembly.
AGAGAAAAUGAGAACAAGAGAGAGAGAGAGAGAGAGAGAGAGAGAGAGAGAGAGAGAGAACAAGAGAGAGAGAGAGAGAGAGAGAGAGAGAGAGAGAGAGAGAGAGAGAGAGAGAGAGAGAGAACGAGAGAGAGAGAGAGAGAGAACAAGAGAGAGAGAGAGAGAGAGAGAGAGAGAGAACGAGAGAGAGAGAGAGAGAGAGGGGGGGGGGGGAGGGGGGGCAGAGAGAGAGAGGGAGAGAGGUAGUGUGAGAGAAAGAGAACGAGAUAGAGAGAGAGGAGAAAGAGAGAGAGAGCGAGAGAGAGAACGAGAGAGAGAGAGAGAGGGAGAGAGAGAGAGAGAGAGAGAGGGGGGGGGGGGGGGGGGGGGAGGGGAGGGGGGAGGGGCAAAAAGAAAGAGGUAAUGAGAGAGCGAGAGUCGACGAACUUCAUAAAGCAACUAAAUCGCUUGAAUCCAA